GCUACUCCACUCUCGAGCAAUCGAAUGUAAAAGGUGCACGCGAUCGCCGCAAACUGUCAAGUGUUGCAAUAUCAGUUCGGUUUAGUUUUUUUUUCGCUCUUCGUCAUUCGAAAGCAUAUUUUUACACAUUGCUCAUUGACGAGGCGUGUGAAGGAAGGUGAUCGCGUAAUAGACCCAGACAGCUUUUGCGGCAACAACGAUCUUCAACUGUUUACGGUUGUGCCCUGACCGGGUAAAAUCAACAGCAAAUAUGAGGCGCUGUCAAUGUGGUUUUGCAAACUUCCGAGCAUGGUGCUUUAGAUUGGAGAACCUGAAGAGCUUAGCAAGGGAGCAGCAGCUAGGCUUAAUCAAGUUCAAACACGACUUCCUUGAAUGAAAUCCUACAAAAAAGUGUGUAUGUGAGUCAAAGGCCUAAAGCGCAACAUUAAAAAAAACCAACGCGCCUGGACAGAUGCGUGGAAUAGUUUAAGUUAAGUUGGGGCAACAGUGAAGCAAAAAAUUGAGGAAACGUCCGGCCGAGGACCACGGACCAAGUUGUGCGCUGAUUUAAGUGUUAAAUUGAGACAUGCAGCUUCCUGGGCUGGUGGAGUUUGUCAACAUUGCUAAGGUUCACCGACCGGUGGCUUUAGUUGGGCUGAUUUUGUUUGUGCUGCUGAGCCUGUUUGCGGAACCGAUUCAAGCACAAAAGGAAGAAAAUCAAGAUGUAUUCAACACCACCUCCUGUCUGGAGAAACCCUAUCGAUGUCCUCAUCCGAGGAUCAAAUUCUAUCUAUACACCCGACGGACUCAGCAAACUCCGGAGCUGAUCAACGUGCUGGAUCGUGAGUCACUCUUCAACACCCACUGGAAUCCAAAACAUCCGGUCAAAAUAGUCAUCCAUGGGUUCGGCGGUGGUCGAAAUCUUUCGCCCAGUCCAGAUAUGCGGAAGGCCUACUUCAUCCGGGGGAACUAUAACAUCAUAAUCGUUGACUACGGAUCGGCCGUCAAGGAACCUUGCCUGAGUCAAAUCGAAUGGGCACCGCGAUUUGGAAGUUUAUGUGUCUCGCAGCUGGUCAAAUAUAUCGCCAACCACCCCAGGGGAGUUCCUCCGGAUAGUAUGCAUUUCAUUGGGUACAGUGUUGGGGCUCACAUUGCCGGAUUGGUUGCUAAUCAUCUGACACCGGAGGAAGGAAAACUUGGCCGCAUCACUGGGUUAGAUCCAACGAUUUUCUUCUACGCCGGUUCGAACAACACCAGGGAUUUGGACCCGUCGGAUGCACAUUUUGUUGAUAUUAUCCAUACGGGAGCUGGCAUUUUGGGACAAUGGAGUCCGGGUGGACAUGCCGACUUUUACGUUAAUGGAGGAACCAGUCAGCCGGGAUGCGCUAGCAGCACAAUUUUCCAAACGUUGGCAUGUGACCAUACGAAAGUAACGCCGUACUUCAUCGAAUCGAUAAACAGUGAGAAGGGAUUCUGGGCUGGUCCUUGUACGACACUAUUUUCGUAUCUCCUCGGCUGGUGUGAGCCCAAGGAUUCCGACUACGUGCUUAUGGGAGAGCAUGUUACUCAUAGGGCUCGAGGAGUGUACUACGUAACAACCAACGCCAAACCUCCGUACGCCCGUGGUUUUCCGGGCAAGAAUCGCCGAACUGGGAAAAAUUCCGAAUACUCGGGCGUUCGACGGAAAUGAUUCGGUCCGGGAAAAAAAACCUUAGCGCUGCCCGUGUUGUGCCAAUGCUGUAACAGAACCAAUAACUGCCUACCUAGUGAAACAAACAAAACUUAAAAAUCUCUGGAAUCAGUCAUCAGAAGCGAAACGGUUGUGAUAAAGUUUUUGAUAAAAUUGUGUGCAGAACUGUGUGAGUUAACAUUUGGAUUUACAGGUUUGCGAAGUUUUAAAUUGGAAAUUGAAAAAAAGUGGUUUGAGGGAGGUUUAAGUCGGAGGAAUAUGUUUAAGUUUUUUUGUAGGUCCUAGAAAGAAACUGAUAUUAGUAAGGUAAUAAUUUAUGCACAUCGAAAGUAGAGAACUAAAACCAAACAAACAAGAUUUUAAUUUAUAGUGAUUCAAUCGUUUGAUUUGUACAGAGAAAAAAACAUUAUUGAACAUGACUGGGACAUUAAUACCGGAGCAUCUCGCGAAAUAGAAUUUAAAAUGGAUUUCAAAUUACAGUGAAGAUACAAAUUUUUCGUCACAAAGUUUAGAGAAUGGGGAAUCUAAGCUUAAAAAGUAGCACAUAACGUUCAGAAGGAAAAUAUGAACUUUAGUUCUGGAGCAACUCAUACGUAGCUACAAAUAGUCGUAGGUAAUUAAUGUUGGUAAGUAGGUAUUUAGUAUCAUGCACUUCAUGCCCCAGGAUAUUGUACCUUUUAAUAACAGCUUUUAUUAGUCGAUAAGGUAAAACAGAUUUUUGUCAAUAAACUUUCCUUAGUUUAAUGGA
Messenger RNA from Uranotaenia lowii, 2417 nucleotides. RefSeq names its product phospholipase A1 member A. Gene Ontology annotation, biological process: lipid metabolic process. The transcript is spliced from 5 exons. Lineage: Eukaryota; Metazoa; Arthropoda; Insecta; Diptera; Culicidae. The coding region runs from base 566 to 1669 and encodes 367 amino acids. The record is from RefSeq and is a predicted model, not a curated record. Gene Ontology annotation, molecular function: lipase activity.